Mycena citricolor is the source of this 204-nucleotide messenger RNA. NCBI's taxonomy places the organism in Eukaryota, Fungi, Basidiomycota, Agaricomycetes, Agaricales, Mycenaceae. The record is from the annotation of a GenBank genome assembly.
GGACACCGAUCGAUUGGUCCUCAGAGAUAAGGAUCAAGAGGGCAGAGGGGACAGACCUUAAGAAGCAAAACAUCUGCAUUCAAGAAUCAGUUCCGUCGUCCCGCAGCGACUGGCCCAUGCAAUUACCUGUGAACGAACCCCCGGUGUCUACUCCGAGUCGCCAAGUUCCUCCCAUGACAAUUCGUGGAGGAGAAGAGACCGGAC